Nycticebus coucang (slow loris) is the source of this 2369-nucleotide messenger RNA. RefSeq names its product 3-oxoacid CoA-transferase 2 (gene OXCT2). The coding region runs from base 572 to 2128 and encodes 518 amino acids. The record is from RefSeq and is a predicted model, not a curated record. Gene Ontology annotation, cellular component: mitochondrion. Gene Ontology annotation, molecular function: succinyl-CoA:3-oxo-acid CoA-transferase activity. Gene Ontology annotation, biological process: ketone body catabolic process. The transcript is spliced from 2 exons. NCBI's taxonomy places the organism in Eukaryota, Metazoa, Chordata, Mammalia, Primates, Lorisidae.
GAGGGGGGCAGCCUCUUCAGGAGCAGAGGCCCUUCCAGAUGUCUGUGUGGGAGGGACGGUGAGCCCCACUGUCACAUGAGGGUGAGCCUGAGCUCUGGGGGUGUGCGGUGGGGCAGACAUCCACUCUGCCAGUUGUCACAGGAUUCAGAGGGGGUGGCUCAUCACCAUCAGCGUCACCCUGCUGUGCCCAUUCCUUAGACCCUGGCAGGUCUGGGAGAGGCUCCGCAGGGUUUGCAGUUUCAGUUGGAGGCCCCCCAGGCGAGGAGGGAUUGAGGCGGCGGCGCCCUGUACGUAGAGCCUGGCCUUGGUUCUGUGCCCAGAGCGUGUACGUGCGACACGGUGGACGGUGGGCGCAACGUCCCCGGCCUGCAGUGGCCACGCGACUGCGGCCCCCUGCCCUAGGCGGCGCGGGAGCGGCUCCCUUCUUGUUCCCGCGGUGGCCAGGCGGGAGCAGAGGCGCGCGUCACGGCGCGGGUGCCUUCUCUGCUCUGUGACGCAGCGGCGGGGACCCGGGAACGCACGCGGGGCGCCCCCAGCCUGUCCCCGGCCUCAAAGCCGGGACAGACGGACGAUGGCCACGCGGCGGCUCCUGGCGGCGGCGCUCGGGCGCUGCGUCCCCGCCGGCCGCACGGUGACCGCGCUGUCCCAGGGCCUCGCCCGGCGCCGCUUUGCCACCAGCUCGCGUCCAUGCGCCAAAUUCUACACCGACCCCGUGGAGAUGGUGAAGGACAUCUCCGACGGGGCCACCAUCAUGGUCGGGGGCUUCGGGCUGUGCGGCAUCCCCGAGAACCUGAUCGCGGCGCUGCUGCAGACCCGCGUGAAGGACCUGAAGGUGGUGAGCAGCAACGUGGGGGUGGACGACUUCGGCCUGGGCCUCUUGAUGGCCGCCAAGCAGAUCCGCCGCGUCGUCUGCUCCUACGUGGGCGAGAACGGGCUGUGCGAGCAGCAGUACCUGGCGGGCGAGCUGGAGCUGGAGCUGACGCCGCAGGGCACCCUGGCCGAGCGCAUCCGCGCGGGGGGCGCCGGGGUGCCCGCCUUCUACACGCCCACGGGGUACGGGACCCUGGUGCAGGAGGGGGGCUCCCCCAUCAGGUACUACCCCGACGGCCACCUGGCCAUCAUGAGCCACCCGCGGGAGGUGAGGGAGAUCGGAGGCGAGCACUACCUGCUGGAGCAUGCCAUCAGGGCCGACUUCGCCCUGGUCAAAGGCUGGAAGGCCGACCGCAUGGGCAACGUGAUCUUCAGGAGGAGCGCCAGGAAUUUCAACGUGCCCAUGUGCAAAGCUGCAGAUGUCACAGCCGUGGAGGUGGAAGAAGUCGUGGAUGUGGGGACUUUUGCCCCAGAGGACAUCCACGUCCCUAGCAUUUAUGUGGAUCGCGUGAUAAAGGGGGAAAAUUUUGAGAAAAGAAUUGAGCGUUUAAGGUUCCAGGAGGAGGAAGAAAGAGAAGCCCAAGUGGAGGAAGGCCCGAGGACACGCAUCAUCAAACGGGCAGCCCUGGAGUUCAAGGACGGCAUGUACGCCAACCUGGGCAUCGGGAUCCCGCUGCUGGCCAGCAACUUCAUCAGCCCCAGCAUGACCGUCCAUCUGCACAGUGAGAACGGCAUCCUGGGCCUGGGUCCAUUCCCACCCAAAGACCGGGUGGAUGCAGAUCUCAUCAACGCAGGCAAGGAGACAGUCUCGGUGAUCCCAGGGGCCUCAUUUUUCGCCAGCGACGACUCCUUUGCCAUGAUCCGAGGGGGGCACCUCCACCUAACGAUGCUCGGGGCGAUGCAGGUUUCCAAGUACGGCGACCUGGCCAACUGGAUGAUUCCCGGCAAGAAGGUGAAAGGCAUGGGCGGCGCCAUGGAUCUGGUGUCCAGUGUCAAGACCAGAGUGGUGGUCACCAUGGAGCACUGCGCCAAGGACAGCUCCCCCAAAAUCAUGGACACGUGCACGCUGCCGCUGACGGGGAAGCGCUGCGUGGACCGCAUCAUCACCGAGAAGGCCGUGUUCGACGUGCACAAGAAGAAGGGGCUGACGCUGAUGGAGCUCUGGGAGGGCCUGACUGUGGAGGACAUUAAAAAGAGCACCGGGUGCAGCUUUGCUGUGUGCCCCAACCUCAGGCCCAUGCAGCAGGUGGACCCCUGACACGGGAGGCAGCCCGUGGGCACCCAGCCUGUGCUUCUCGGGUCAGCCUGGCAGGGCCUCCUCAGAGGACGUCGGUCAUGGCAGGAAAUCAUUUCACUGGCACGUGGACAGGCUCACCUCUGGGCUCCCAGACUUUCCUGCUAGACAGAUGGGAUUCUCUCUAGAGCGCUGUGACUUUAAUAAACACAUGCAAAAAAACAGGCAAGGUUGUCCGGUGUGUUCUUGAGCACAGCAAAGCACC